Messenger RNA from Pogoniulus pusillus (Red-fronted tinkerbird), 1870 nucleotides. It is a transcript of the gene CHRNA10, whose product is annotated as cholinergic receptor nicotinic alpha 10 subunit. Gene Ontology annotation, biological process: signal transduction; monoatomic ion transmembrane transport; nervous system process. Gene Ontology annotation, molecular function: transmembrane signaling receptor activity; acetylcholine-gated monoatomic cation-selective channel activity. NCBI's taxonomy places the organism in Eukaryota, Metazoa, Chordata, Aves, Piciformes, Lybiidae. The record is from RefSeq and is a predicted model, not a curated record. Gene Ontology annotation, cellular component: postsynaptic membrane; synapse; neuron projection.
AUGGAGCCUGGAGCUCAGCUGCUGCUCUCCCUCUGCAUCUUCAGCUGCCUGCUGGCCCCAGCCCUGGCCAAGGUGUGGCCCCUGGCAGGCUGCCUGGCAGCUGAGGGCAGGGUGGCACAGAGGCUGCUGCAGGAUCUCUUCGCCAACUACUCCAGCGCCCUGCGCCCGGUGGAGGACACCGAGAGCGCCCUCAGGGUCAGCCUGCAGGUCAGCCUCUCGCACAUCAUCGACAUGGACGAGAGGAACCAGGUCCUCACCUCCUACCUGUGGGUGCGCCAGGCCUGGCAGGAUGCCCACCUGAGCUGGGACAAGGAGGCCUACGGUGGCAUUGCCAGCAUCAGGGUGCCCAGCAGCUACGUCUGGAGGCCUGACAUCAUCCUCUACAACAACGCCGCCGACCGCUUCGGCAGCUCGAUGGAGACCAACGUGGUGCUGAGCUCGGACGGGCGCAUCCAGUGGGACUCUCCUGCCAUCACCAAGAGCUCCUGCCGGGUGGACGUCUCCUACUUCCCCUUCGACGGCCAGAGCUGCCCUCUCACCUUCGGCUCCUGGACCUACAGCGGCCACCAGCUGGACCUCCGCCACCUGCCGGGGGCCGGGGAGCUGCGGGACUUGGUGCGCAACGUGGAGUGGGAGGUGCUGGGCAUGCCUGCCACCCGCAACGUGGUCACCUACGGCUGCUGCUCCGAGCCCUUCCCCGACGUCACCUACACCCUGCUGCUGCGCCGCAGAGCCUCCUUCUACAUCUGCAACCUGCUGCUGCCCUGCCUCAUGGUCUCCUUCCUGGCCCCGCUGGGCUUCUACCUGCCGGCAGACUGCGGCGAGAAGGUGUCGCUGGGGGUGACAGUGCUGCUGGCGCUCACCGUCUUCCAGCUGCUGGUGGCCGAGAGCAUGCCCCCCGCCGAGAGCCUGCCGCUCAUCGGCAAGUACUACAUCGCCACCAUGACCAUGAUCGCAGCCUCCACUGCCUUGACCAUCUUCAUCAUGAACCUGCACCACUGCGGGCCGGGGGCCAGGCCUGUGCCCCCCUGGGCCAGGAGGCUCUUCCUGCACCACCUGGCCAGGAUCUGCUGCGUCUCCGAGGUGGGCGAGAGCUGCAGGAGCCCUCGGCGGGCAGCGCGGAUGGGCAGGGGGCACCGGGGCGGGCCAGGGGAGAAGCCGCAGGGGGGGGGAGGCGGGCGGGGGGGGGGGCAGGGGCUUGCCCUGGGCCGCUGCCUGUGCCACCAGCAGGGGCUGCUGAGGAACGUCAGCUCCAUCUCCGCCUGCUUCCGCCGGCACCGAGCCGCGCAGCGCCGCGCCGGGGACUGGAAGAAGGUGGCCAAGGUGAUGGAUCGCUUCUUCAUGGGGGUCUUCUUCCUCAUGCUCUUCCUCAUCAGCCUGCUGGUCCUGGCCAAAGCUGCCUGACGACCCCCACGCCCUGACCUCAACCCCCUCGCCCCUUGCCUCUGCCAGGGACGGUGCUGGCCACCGAAGCCCCCAGGAGGGUGGCCUGGGCCAGCAGCUGUAGGGGUUGGGGCUCCAGCAGCUGUGGGCUGGGAGCUCCUCCAGCAGCAGGGAGCAGGAGCCCAGCAGUGGGACCUCGGCCACAGAUAUCUCCUGGGGGUGGCUCAGACCAAGCAGCCUUCAGAGAGCUGUAGGGUUGGAGCUCCUCCAGCAGCAGGGAGCAGGAGCCCAGCAGUGGGACCUCGACCACAGCUGUCCCAUGAGGGUGGUUUGGUCCAGCAGCUGUGGGCUGGGAGCUCCUCCAGCAGCAGGGAGCAGGAGCUCAGCAGCAGGACCUGUCCCAGCUUCAGGCUUGAGCAGUCCCAGCUCCCAGAGUGACCACACCAAGCUGUGGCCCCAGGUUCUCCCCUUCCCUGCACCCAAUAAA